AUGAAACUGCAGACGGCAAUUGUGGGUCUUCCCAAUGUCGGAAAAUCUACUUUAUUCAACGCACUGACAGAAACUCAAGGUGCUGAAGCUGCCAAUUAUCCGUUCUGCACCAUAGAACCCAAUGUGGGAAUCGUAAGUGUACCUGAUCCCAAACUGGAAAUCUUGAAAGACAUCAACAAAUCGGUAAAAGUUGUCCCAGCCGCAUUGGAAUUCGUUGACGUCGCUGGACUAAUCAAGGGUGCCUCUACAGGUGAAGGCCUUGGCAACCAGUUUCUGGCAUCUAUUAGACAGUGUGACGCAGUUGUACACGUCGUUCGGUGCUUUGAAGACGAAGAUGUUGUCCACGUCGAUGGAAGCAUUGAUCCCGUUCGUGACGCCGAACUCAUCAAUCUUGAGUUGGCUCUAGCCGACUUGUCUCAGGUCGAAAAGCGCUUAGAGCGCGUUCGAAAAGAUCGAAAUGCCAGCCCUGUUGAGAAGUCCGCAUUAGAGAAGGUUGCCGCUGUCUUGCUGAAAGAUCAACCUGCUCGCAAUGUUGUGUUGGACGAAGAGGAAGAAAACGCUAUUAAGUCUCUCGGUCUAUUGACAGCGAAAAAGAUGGUGUACGCUGCCAAUGUUGGCGAUGCGGAUUUGGCAAACGGGAAUGAGAUGGUUGACAGACUUCGUGAAACUGCUGAGAAAGAGGGUGCAAAACUAGUUGUCGUAUCGGCUCAAGUCGAAGCGGAGCUUGUUGAACUAAGCGUCGGAGACCGUACUGAUUUUCUUGAAUCGCUGGGUGUCAAGCUAGAAGACACUGGGCUUCGAAAACUUGUUCGUGAAGCUUACGAUAUCCUGGGAUUACAAACGUACUACACCAGCGGCCCGACUGAGACAAGAGCUUGGACUAUCCGCAAGGGAUGGACAGCACCGAAAGCUGCCGGCGUGAUUCAUAACGAUUUCGAGCGAGGUUUCAUCCGUGCAGAGACCGUUUCCUAUGACGAUUUAGUUGCUUGUGGCAGCGAGAUUGAAGCGAAGAACAAAGGGAAGCUACGCAGCGAGGGGAAAGACUACAUUGUCCAAGAAGGAGAUGUGAUCUUGUUUCGCUUCAACGUGUAA
Phaeodactylum tricornutum CCAP 1055/1 is the source of this 1092-nucleotide messenger RNA. RefSeq lists its product with no specific name. Gene Ontology annotation, molecular function: ATP binding; GTP binding; ATP hydrolysis activity. The transcript has 2 exons. Lineage: Eukaryota; Bacillariophyta; Bacillariophyceae; Surirellales; Neidiaceae. Bases 1 to 1092 code for a protein of 363 amino acids. Gene Ontology annotation, cellular component: cytoplasm. The record is from RefSeq and is a predicted model, not a curated record.